AACAUUGUUUCAGUUUAUGUGUAUUUAGUUGUUUUUUUAUGUUUUGAAUGAUGAUGAUGAAAAAGAAGGAGAGGAGGAUGAGAAGAAGAUGAAUGCUGAUGAUGAUCAGCAUAAAGAAGAUGAUGAUGAUGAUGAUGAUGGUGAUGAUAAGGAUCACCAGAAUUAUAAUGAGACAAAGGAUGAUGAUGCUGAUGAUAAUGGUGAUCCUGGUCUUCAAGGAGAUGAAGACAAAGGAGGAGAUAAGGAUGCUGGUCUUCAUGGAGAUGAAGACAAAGGAGGAGAUAAUGGUGAUCCUGGUCUUCAAGGAGAUGAAGACAAAGUAGGAGAUAAGGAUGCUGGUCUUCAUGGAGAUGGAGAGGAAGGUGGAAAUAAUGAGAAAGAACCGAAGGAAGAUGAUAAUAAGAAGACUGGCAAUGCUGAUGAUGAUUGUGGUCUUCAAGGAGAUAAAGAGGAAGGAGGAAAUAAGGAGUUGGAUGCUGGGGUUCAUGCAGAAGGAGAGAAAGGAGGAAAUGUUGAGAAAGAACAACCAAAGGAAGCUGAUAGGAAGAGGAGGAAUGCUGAUGAUGAUCAAGUCAAAGGGGCUAAGGAUAAGGAUAAGUGUAAAAUUUCUACACACGUCCCUACUCGCACCGCUGCUGGUAUUGAUAUUGUUGAUCUUCGUACUCCAACUCCUCCUCCUCCUCCUCCUGUUGUUGAAGCUGUUGAGAAUGUAUAUAGCAGAAAGUCUUGGAGAGUUGAUUCUUCUGCUAAAAGGAAAAACAUUGCUGAUUUCGAUGCCCCUUCAUUCCAACUAUUAACUCCUAGUCCUGUUGUUGAGGAUCUUCCAUACAGUGCAGAGAGUGGUGAGGGUGUUGGAAGUUCAAUUCCAAUCAUCACUCCAGUAAAUGUAAAAUAUCCUCGAGGUGAUGGCUCUUAUUCUGAUCAAUCAUCAUACAAAUCCUACAAACCUCAGAAACAAUCAAAGUCAGAAAUCCCUUCAACACCUGAAUUAUUGAAGGGGUGGGACUAUGACCCUACUUCAGAGAAAGUUGGGAAAGUUGUAGGGAUUGCUGAUCAAGGAGUUGGUUCAUCUUCUGACAAGGGUAAAAAAGAAGAGGAUGAGAAGGAAGCUGGUGAUUGUUUCAUCUUCUACCCUGGAUUGCAUGUGUUCCUGUCAACAACCAUGGCAUAA
Beta vulgaris subsp. vulgaris (sugar beet) is the source of this 1171-nucleotide messenger RNA. RefSeq lists its product as uncharacterized. The transcript has 5 exons. The coding region runs from base 89 to 1171 and encodes 360 amino acids. The record is from RefSeq and is a predicted model, not a curated record. Lineage: Eukaryota; Viridiplantae; Streptophyta; Magnoliopsida; Caryophyllales; Amaranthaceae.